Molecule: messenger RNA, 2191 nt
Organism: Onychostoma macrolepis
Lineage: Eukaryota; Metazoa; Chordata; Actinopteri; Cypriniformes; Cyprinidae
Product: transmembrane protein 43
Exons: 12
Coding region: 315-1511 (398 amino acids)
Biological process (GO): nuclear membrane organization
Cellular component (GO): nuclear inner membrane
Source: RefSeq, a predicted model, not a curated record
UCAUUUCAAAGCAGCUAUACAGAAAAUCAUGAUGUUAACGAUCAUAAUAUCUUCUAGCAGAUAUACUAUCGCUUUUCACUGUAUCGUUCGACAAUGACUACAUUUCCCAGCCUGCUCCGCGCGAAAGCGACUACAUUUCCCAGCAUGCACCGCGCCAGACACUUCCUCGACUCGUUCAGCCAGUCGAGUUUAGUGAGUUUCGCGCUCUGUCACGUUAUAAGGUCGUUUCAAAGCGACAGUUUAAUCGGAAACAUAACUUUUAAAGGCAGAGCUGCAGAAGCUACAGACUUCGAUGAGUUCCUGAAACACACAGAAUGACUGAAGCAUUUGCAGGUGAGCAGCACACGCGCGUUCACGCGGACCGGUCCCCCGGGUUCCUGGAGCGUCUGAGCGCGAGCACCGGCGGCGUGAUCGCGGGCGUCUGUCUGUUCGCGCUGUCCUUAUACGUGCUCUUCACGAACGAGGGACGCGCUCUGCGCACGGCCACGUCUCUGGAUGAGGGUCUCAAUCAGGUCGUGUCUCUUCACCCGGACGUGACGCUGGACCCUCAGAAUGACGGUCGUCUGGUUCACCUGUCCGCGCCGCUGCGGACCGCGCAGCCGCUGUACGAUCCGAACUACGGCGUGUCGGUGCAGGCGGUGAAGCUGCAGAGGAGGGUGGAGAUGUACCAGUGGGUGGAGUACAGCGAGAGCAGGGACUACGAGGAGAACGGAGAGAAGAAGACGGAAACCACGUACUCGUACAACACCGAGUGGAGGUCAGAGGUCAUCAGCAGCAGGCACUUCGAUCAGGAGGUCGGUCACAUCAACCCCAGUGCGAUGGCGGUGGAGAGCGUGACGGUCGCGGCGCCGGAUGUUUGGGUCGGGAGGCUCUUCCUGUCUGAAGGGCUGCUGCAGCAGAUCAGCGACUUCCACACGCUCAGCCUCCAAGCACUUCCUCUUCCUGUUACCAACUCCUUCCUGACGGUGUACGACGAUUACUUCUACCACACGGCAAACCCUCGACGCCCGGAGGUCGGAGAUGUGCGUGUUCGUUUCGCUUACGCCGGUCUGAGCGGUGACGGAGUCUAUCCUGGCCCCGCCCACAAGGUGAGUGUGGCGGCGAUGCAGCGGGGCGAUCAGCUCAAGCCCUUCAGGACGCGCUCCGGAGACGUGCUGGAGAUCCUGUACAUGGGCGAUCUGACCGCAGAGGAGCUGUUCGCUCGAGAGCAUCAGCUCAACAACAUGAAGACCUGGGCUCUGAGGCUCGGCGGCUGGGCCCUCAUGUUCCUGAGCGUCAGUCUGAGCACACGGGUCAUAUACACACUGGUGGACUGGGUUCCUGUGCUGAGGGAGCUGGUGUCUGUGGGGCUGAGGAUCUUCGCGCUCUGUGUCUCGUGUUCGCUGUCGCUGCUCACCAUCGCCGCCGGAUGGAUCUUCUAUCGGCCUCUGCUGGGUGGGAUGAUUGCGCUGCUCGCGCUCCUUCCGCUUCUCCUCGCACACGCUAGAGCCCCGUCCAAGAAGAACCAAUGACUCGUUUGACGUCUCACGCAAAACCUCCUGCAGCUGUGAGCGUCUCUGCAUUACACCGAGAAGAGCUAUUCACCUCCAGAGCUUCCUCUGGGCUUCUCAGUUCAGUCCGCAGUAAACACAACUCCACAAUCAUCUCUGGUGUACACAUUCACAACCCAGAUGCUCUUAUAUAGUUAUUACAAACAUGUCUUUAAACAUCAGCCGCUUCAAAAUUCAAGUUUUCAGUACGGAUGUAAUUUAUAUCAUCGAAGUCAAGUUAUGUUUACCACAGAGCUUAUUUUACACUUAAAGUCUUGUUUUCCAGUCUAAACAUUUCUAAAUCAAGACAUAUUCACAGUGACUUACGAUAUUAAGUCCUGUUUUCUGGGAAAAAUAAGUGAAAUCCUCUGAAAAAUAGACUUAAGUUUAAUAGAUUAGGUUUUAGAUUAGAAGAAGAAUAAAUGUCAAUUUAGUUUUCCAGUUGAAUUAAGAUGUUGUCAGAUAUUGGCUUUCAAAUAAUAAUAUUGAUUCAAAUAAUUAGGAAGUGCCUAAAUAACAAUCGUUCAGCCUUACAGUAUAAACACCAUAACAUAAAUUGUUAUAAUUCAUCCAUUACAUUUCAUAUUUCAUUCCCGCAAGAACCUUAGUGGUCGAUCUGUGGAGUUUUGUAAUGCUGGCCAAUAAACGAUGAGUGAAACUUC